AUGAGUGUUAGCUCCCCCAUUUCAAAAUCAAUAGUCUAAUCAUACUUAUAUGAGGAUCUUUUGGAAUUCUCUCCAUUUAAUUUCUUUAAUGGGAUUAACCCAAAGAGACUGCUAAAAGGAUAAUCUGAGUUUGCAAAAGCUCAUUUACUUAAGUAUUUACUAUGUAAGUUCUGUGGAAAUAUUGUGGUCCAAGGCAAAGAGUGUGUAAAAUGUGAAAACAAUUUCUGUUCCCCUUGUAUAAAAAAAUGGGAAGCUUCGGAUUCUGCUCGAUAUUACUAAACACCUUGUAAAUGUCGAAAAGUUACAUAGCUGAAAUUUCUUGGAAAAACUAAAAAUGAUUACUUACAGCAAAUAAGAUUUAGAUGCUAGAAUAGGCAAUGUCAUUAUUCAUUGACUUAUGAAGAAUUGAUUCUUGGAACCCAUGAAUUAGAUGAUUGCAAAUUUAUCAAAAUAAUAUGUGAGGGAUGUGGAGCUCGAAUUAUGAAAUAGGAUUAAUUAAAACAUGAGACAGUCGAGUGCCCGAAUCCAUAAUCAAAAUGUAGGUUCUGCUAAAAAAUGAUGUCCUUGAAGGAAGUUAUAUCUCAUUAGAAGGAUUGUAACAUGAGAGUAUAAAUUAAAAUUGAAUAUGAUUGCAGUUAUGAAGCGAAAAAUGAAGAAGUGAAAUAGGAAGAGGAAGAAUCUAAAGAAGAUAAGGAUGUUAAGAAUGAGGCAGAGAUAAAGAUAAUUAAUGAUAAAAAAGGAAAGGAUAGUAAAGGAAAGAUAAAGAAAAAUAAAAAACCUAAGACUAAAUUAUAGUGA
Stylonychia lemnae is the source of this 798-nucleotide messenger RNA. NCBI's taxonomy places the organism in Eukaryota, Ciliophora, Spirotrichea, Sporadotrichida, Oxytrichidae. The record is from the annotation of a GenBank genome assembly.